Molecule: messenger RNA, 417 nt
Organism: Adineta ricciae
Lineage: Eukaryota; Metazoa; Rotifera; Eurotatoria; Adinetida; Adinetidae
Source: the annotation of a GenBank genome assembly
AUGACUUGUUCGAAAGAGAAUGGAUCUGCAGUGGACGACCGCGGUUUUACAUUUUUGAUUAUCCUGGCUGCCAUCGUAUGUUAUCAUUUGUAUGCUAUUCCGGACAAGAGUUUAUGGGCUGGUGAUCUUCAAUUGUCACCAGUGCUUUACUCUGUCGGUGGAUUAGUGGGCCAAGGGUUGAUAGCGAUUUUAUAUGGAGCUCCGUAUAGCGCAAUCGUCAUCAAUGGCAUCGGCUCAUCGGUUGCUUUCAUUCUUGGUUUGGCCGGACUUGCUGGUCUCUAUGAUUGGGUGGGAAAAUAUGAAGAAUAUCCGAUCUACACCAGCGACCAUCGCUGCUGCCCAGGUCAAACAAUUCGGCACGGAAAUGGUCGGUUCCGGGGUAUUUCGGAGAUUUCAUGGAAGCAGUAUUCCCGAUGA